CUCUACUAAUAAAAAUAAAAAAUGCAGUAAAAAGUGUAAAUUAAUUGUGGAAAAUAUAUACAAAUGGCAAUCCAAAAGCCCGGCGAGUGGGCGAACUCGCUUUUGGCCCGUUUCGAGGACCAGCUCCCCAACAAAAUUGGACCACAUAGCACACAGGCGCGUAUCAGUCAAGAUCAGCUGAGCGCAUGUCUCAUACAUAUUUCUCGCUAUCGUUUCUCACUGGUAAUAUCCGGACUCACUAAAAUACUGCAACGCGUUAAUGAGGCGUCUUUCCAAAAUCGUCAUGACGCGGAGCGUUGUUAUUUCGAAUCGCUUGUCAUCAUACUUACUACACUCGAACGUUGUUUGGCCAACCAGACCAAGGAUACUGCGCGUUUCGAAGAGGCAAUGAAUGUUAAGCUAUUGCUACGUGAAAUUUCACAAUUAAUCGAUGUACAGAGUGACAGUAAUCCCAAUGCAGCACAGUUGAAGGCCAUUGCUUCAAAAGUGCUUUUUGCACUCUCACAAAAUCACUUUUCAGCGGUCUUCAAUCGCAUUUCAGCGCGUAUACAAGAGUUGACCACAUGCUCGGAUGAGAAUCCCGACUACUGUGACAUUGAAUUGAUACAACACAUUGAUAUGGAUAUAAAUAAAUUGACGAAAUUGUUACAAGAAUUUCUUUUUCAUGAAACAGUGUCCAAGUCAAGAUCGAAGCGGGCGCCACCACUCCUAUUGUUGCACUCGUUGGAAAAGGCUAUUUGGAAUUGGAUCGAAUAUCAUCCACAUGAGUUUCAGGAUUUGCAACGCGGCAUUACAACUAAGGAAAUAUCUGGUUGUUGGGAAGCUUUGCUGGAAUUCGUUGAAGCGUACAAAUUAGAGAAUAAGAAGAAUAAAACUACUGUAUGGCCGCUGCAGAUGCUACUGCUUAUACUUAAUCCUAGUUGCUUGGAAGCCACGGUCAAUGAAUUACAACAAUCUGAGAAGGAGAAAGACAAAGAAAAAUAUAAAGAUAAAGAUAAAUCAUCAUCCGCACAACCUUCCGCACAGACGACACGUGACAAAGAGCAAUCGGCUAAACAGUUUAUUGAGGGUGUUAAGCGCGGACUGGGCCCACACUCACCCUCCAAACAAGUCACCGAGUAUGCUGCCAUCGCAUGCGUGAAACUUUGCAAGGCCUCAACCUAUGUGAAUAUCAACGAUUCGAAUAAUGUUAUCUUCAAGCUGGUACAGUACGUCAUUAAUGAUUUGAAGGCGUUGCUCUUCAAUCCGGUAAAGCCAUUUUCGCGUGGACAAGCGUACAAUUAUGCCGAUAUUGAGCUAAUGAUCGAUUGCUGGGUCUCGCUCUUCCGCAUUAACCCUCACAAUAUUGACACUUUGAAGGUGUGCUUAAAUCUGUCGUCACCGCAGGCGUAUCAUUUCGUGAUUGUAUGCUCGUUAUUGAGAUUAACGCACAUUCAUGUUGAUUUUCGACUGCAAAAUAAAAAUCCAUUUCGGACCAUUAAUCAGCCCUCGCUGCCUUGGUGGCCCGAAACGAAUGUCGUACAUUACCGUUCAGCAGAGCUGCGUGCACUCUUCACUGACACAUUAAAUAAAGCUACACAGGGUUAUAUCGCACAUACGCCUUUGCGUAUGAUCACAUCUUUGACGCUAAAAUCGAAAGAUACCCAAAAAGGUUUAGCGCGCUCUGAAGAAGGACCUGCGCACAAAAUGCUGCUGCUGCUCAUGGUUCGACUUAUACAUGCCGAUCCCACCUUAUUGUUGAAUACCCAAGGCAAAGUGGCACAUGAAAUGCAAAGCUCCUCGCUCGAACUCAUUAAUGGUCUAGUGAGUUUAGUACACCAACCCACCAUGCCGGAUGUAGCUCAGGAAGCUAUGGAGGCACUCCUCGCUCUGCACUCGUUCGACAAAAUUGAAUUAUGGAAUCCGCAGGCGCCAAUGAAUUGCUUCUGGGAUGUCAGCUCGCAGGUGCUUUUCUCGAUUUCACAGAAGCUUAUACAACAUCAGAUCGCCAAUUAUACAGAUGUGUUGAAGUGGAUGCGUGAGAUAUUGAUUUGUCGCAACGCGUAUCUGCAGCGGCACAAAAAAUAUGCGUUGGUCGGGCAUGAGUUGCAGAUUUGUCGGCAGGCGCGCAUCAAGCUGGAAGUUGUGUUCUUCAUGUACCUGUGGUCAGUCGAUUUGGAUGCAGUACUGACUUCGCUAUCCUGCUUUGGCCUGCUGUGCCAAGAGUCUGAUAUAUUGCUGACAGCAGACGAUGCGGCGACAGUGUUGCCGGUGGCCAAUUAUCAAAUCUAUCAGGAUCUAACGCAGUUAGCGAAUUCCGCUACUGAUACGCGCAUCUGCUUCUACGAAACCAAUCAUGGAAAUGCAUUUAGCCGCCUUACGCUACAACGACGUAUGAUGAAUUUGCUCCGUAAAAUCGAGCACUGCGUGGAUGGCGUGCAAACUGCUUGGGAGGAGACUUUUAGAAACUGGGAGCUCACUAGCAAAGUGCUGCAAACAUAUCCUAAAUGCAAGACAGACGAUGCUCAAGCUGAGCUCUUUCAUCGUGGUGUUGGCAAGCGUCGCGCAAGUCAUCAAAGUUCCGAGCACGAUCUGGAGGAGCACAUAACCGAAUGGGCUAACAUGACUUGGUUUCUGCUGACGCUUGGCGGUGUUUGUCUACAAAAGCGUUUGGCUGCGCGUUGGAAGCAAAUGCAACAGCAGAAUACUGCCGCAAAUGUGGGCGCAACUAGCGGUUUGGCUUGUGGUCCGGGUAAUCUCUUGCAAUCGCACAACAACUUGGCACAUUCGCAGAACACACUAGCUGCAUCAGGCAGCAUGACUUCUAUUUCCUCGAUACCAGCUGUAUCGCUCUAUUCCCUCUACUCAUGCUCCACCAGCUCUGGACGCGGUUCACUGCUACAUCCAAGCACAAUUUCUUUGUCUACUAUAGUGCAAGCGCCGCAGCAGGAUUUGCAAUACUGCCCGGUGACACAAUUCAUUGGUCAACUGUUGCGUUUGCUCGUGUGCAACAAUGAGAAGAUUGGCUUGAAUAUACAGAAAAAUGUUAAAGAGUUGAUUGGUGAGGAAAUGACACCACAACUUUAUCCCAUACUCUUUGAUCAGAUACGUUCGAUCGUUGAGAAGUUUUUCGAUCAGCAGGGGCAAGUGAACGUUACCGAAAUCAAUACACUAUUCAUCGAACAUGUUAUUUACAUUAUGAAAUCCAUAUUGGAUCCUAAAUCCACCAAAGACCCAAACAACGAACAAGCAGCCUCUUCAGAGUACCUGAGUGUGACGAGCAUUGAGGGCAUGAUGCUGGGCAUUGUGCGAUAUGUGCGUCAUCUGGAUAUGACUGUAUUUGCAAUACGCACGAAGACAAGACUCUGCACAUUGGUAGAGGUGAUGAUGAAGCGACGUGAUGAUUUGGCAUUCCGUCAGGAAAUGAAAUUUCGCAACAAAUUAGUAGAGUACCUGACCGAUUGGGUGAUGGGCACCACGCACCAGAUAGCGCCAUCGAAUUCAAAUGAACCAACGCCUUCCAAUCCCUCCACAAUAUUUCGCGACCUCGAUCAAGCCUGCAUGGAAGCUGUAGCCGCAUUGCUACGCGGCCUACCCCUCCAGCCAGAGGAGUCAGAUCGCGGCGACUUAAUGGAUGCCAAGAGCGCGCUAUUUCUCAAGUAUUUUACACUCUUCAUGAACCUAUUGAAUGACUGCAUUGACAGCUCUGAGGCUGAGAAGGAGCUUAAUAAUCCACCACUACUUCCACCUCGCCCACCUGUACAAGGCAACAAACUUACCGCACUACGUAAUUCUACUAUACAAGCUAUGUCCAACCUAUUGGGCGCCAACAUAGACUCAGGCCUCAUGCAUUCUAUCGAUCUGGGCUAUAAUCCUGACUUGCAAACGCGCGCCGCAUUCAUGGAGGUGCUCACACAAAUCUUGCAACAAGGCACUGAGUUUGAUACGCUUGCCGAGACGGUGUUAGCCGAUCGCUUUGAGCAGCUAGUGCAGUUGGUUACAAUGAUAUCGGAUAAGGGUGAGCUGCCGAUUGCUAUGGCGCUAGCAAAUGUGGUGACCACUUCACAAAUGGAUGAGUUGGCGCGUGUGCUGGUCACACUGUUCGAUGCCAAGCAUUUGUUGUCGCCACUAUUGUGGAAUAUGUUCUAUCGUGAAGUGGAAAUAUCCGAGUGUAUGUCGACACUGUUUCGGGGCAAUUCGCUGGGCAGUAAAAUAAUGGCAUUCUGUUUUAAAAUUUAUGGCGCCAGUUACUUGCAGAAUUUGUUGGAGCCGCUUAUACGGCCGCUACUCGAUGAUCCGAACACUAGCUAUGAGGUGGAUCCGGCGCGGCUUGAGCCGGGUGAAGACUUGGAGCGCAACAAGGAAAAUCUGAUGGCGCUUACCAAACGAUUUUUUGAUGCGAUACUGAACUCAGUGGAUCGUUUUCCCUCACAAUUGCGCUCUAUGUGCCACUGCCUCUAUCAGGUGCUGAGCAAACGCUUUCCCACUGUGCUGCAAACCAAUAUCGGAGCCGUGGGCACUGUAAUUUUUCUGCGCUUCAUCAAUCCGGCAAUUGUCUCACCACAAGAGCUCGGCAUUGUUGGCCGCCAAGUGCCCGCUUCGGUCAAGCGCGGUCUUAUGUUGAUGUCGAAAAUUUUGCAAAAUAUUGCCAAUCAUGUUGAAUUCUCCAAAGAGCAGCAUAUGGUUUCUUUCAAUGAUUUUCUACGUACGCGCUUUGAACAGGGGCGUCACUUCUUCGUACAAAUUGCUUCGGAUUGCGAAACUGUUGAUCAGACUUCGCACAGCAUGAGCUUCAUCUCGGAUGCCAAUGUACUGGCGCUACAUCGCCUGCUCUGGACCCAUCAGGAACGCAUUGGCGACUAUUUAUCCAGCAGUCGUGACCAUAAGGCGGUUGGGAGACGACCAUUCGAUAAGAUGGCUACACUGUUGGCUUACCUGGGACCGCCGGAGCAUAAGCCCGUGGACUCGCACAUGAUGUUCUCAUCGUAUGCACGCUGGAGUUCCAUCGAUAUGUCAUCAACGAAUUUCGAAGAAAUUAUGGUUAAACAUCAAAUGCACGAGAAGGAGGAAUUUAAAACUUUGAAAACAAUGAAUAUUUUCUAUCAAGCGGGCACAAGCAAGUCUGGUUUCCCAGUAUUUUACUACAUCGCAAGGCGUUACAAAAUUGGCGAAACGAAUGGCGAUCUCCUCAUCUAUCACGUUAUACUCACGCUCAAACCUUUCUGUCACUCGCCCUUCGAAGUAAUCAUCGAUUUCACGCACACCUGUUCGGAUAAUCGCUUCCGCACAGAGUUUCUACAGAAAUGGUUUUAUGUGCUGCCAACCGUUGCUUACGAAAAUGUGUACGCUGUUUACAUUUACAACUGCAAUUCGUGGGUGCGCGAAUAUACCAAAUUUCAUGAUCGCAUACUAGCGCCGUUAAAGGGCAACCGUAAACUAGUGUUCCUAGAUACACCGAAUAAACUGAAUGAAUUCAUCGACACCGAACAACAAAAACUGCCAGGUGCCACACUAUCACUGGAUGAAGAUCUGAAGGUCUUCAGCAAUGCACUCAAACUGAGUCACAAAGAUACCAAAGUGGCCAUUAAAGUUGGUCCCACUGCAUUACAAAUCACAUCAGCUGAGAAAACCAAAGUAUUGGCACACUCAGUGCUGCUCAACGAUGUUUAUUAUGCCUCGGAAAUUGAGGAAGUUUGUCUGGUGGAUGAUAACCAAUUUACGCUUUCUAUUACCAAUGAAAGCGGCCAGCUAAGUUUCAUACACAACGAUUGUGACAACAUUGUACAAGCAAUUAUACAUAUACGCAAUCGAUGGGAGUUGAGUCAACCUGACUCGGUGACGGUGCAUCAGAAAAUACGUCCCAAAGAUGUGCCGGGCACGCUGCUCAAUAUGGCAUUACUUAAUCUUGGCUCUUCUGAUCCGAAUCUGCGCACUGCCGCAUACAAUUUGCUUUGUGCGCUCACCGCUUCCUUUGAUCUGAAAAUCGAGGGGCAGCUGCUAGAGACAUCUGGCCUAUGCAUACCAUCGAACAACACUAUUUUCAUUAAAUCUGUCAGUGAGAAACUGGCCACUAAUGAGCCACAUUUGACGCUGGAGUUUCUGGAGGAGUGCAUACAAGGUUUCCAGCGCAGCACAAUUGAGUUGAAGCAUUUGUGUUUGGAAUAUAUGACGCCGUGGUUGAAGAAUUUAGUGAAAUUCUGCAAAUCCAACGAUGAUGCCAAAAAAUUGAAGGUGUCACAAAUUCUAGAUAAGCUGAUAUUGGUCACCAUUGAGCAGAAGGAAAUGUAUCCAUCAGUGCAAGCGAAGAUUUGGGGUUCGAUUGGCCAAAUACCCGAGCUAAUCGAUAUGGUGCUCGAUAAUUUCCUACACAAAUCCAUUACAUAUGGCUUGGGUUCCCCACAUGUGGAGAUUAUGGCUGACACAGCUGUGGCGCUAGCUUCUGCCAAUGUGUUACUCGUUUCGAAGAAGAUUAUAACGCGCAUGUGUCGCGUUAUGGACAAGACCUGUACAAAUCCAACACAGUUCCUGGAACAGCAUAUGAUGUGGGAUGACAUUGCCAUACUGGCGCGUUACCUGCUCAUGUUGUCGUUCAACAAUUGUCUCGAUGUGGCCACGCAUUUGCCCUAUCUUUUUCAUAUUAUCACGUUUUUGGUCUGUUCCGGCUCAGUGUCUAUGCGUGCUUCCACACACGGACUGGUCAUCAACAUCAUUCACUCGCUAUGUACCUGCACUAAACCGACUUUCUCCGAGGAGGCGCAACGUGUACUGCGUCUAUCGCUUGAUGAAUUCUCUCUAUCAAAGUUCUAUUUACUCUUCGGCAUAAGCAAGGUAAAGUCGGCUGCUGUGACCGCCUUCCGUUCCAGUUGCCGCCAUCCAUCCGACAAGUGGCUGGGCAAUGAGCGUGUUUCGCAACCAUUGCCAGCUGAUCGCGAACGUCUCUCUUUACCCUCACUGGAAGUAAUUGCCGAUGCAUUGCUCGAAAUAAUGGAGGCUUGCAUGCGCGACGUGCCCGAUUGCCAGUGGCUGCAGACGUGGACGUCGUUAGCGCGUUGUUUCGCUUUCUGCUACAAUCCAGCGCUUCAACCGCGUGCGCUCAUAGUUUAUGGUUGUAUUAGCAAGAGUGUUACCGAUCAGGAAGUGAAACAAUUGUUGCGCAUACUAGUAAAAGCGUUGGAGUCAUUCAAUGACAUCAUACUCAUAGAGGCAUUGGUUAUGUGCUUGACACGCAUACAACCACUCCUGCGACCUGAAUCACCCAUACAUCGCGCGCUCUUCUGGGUCGCUAUAUCUGUGUUGCAAUUGGACGAGGUCACACUGUAUGGCGCCGGUCUUGCGUUGCUCGAACAAAAUCUGCAUACACUAAAGUCGCAAGGCUGCUUCGAGCAUGAGAGCAUUGCUGAUGUUAUGAUGAAUACGCGCGAGAAACUCGAGUGGCAUUUCAAGCAGUUGGAUCAUGCGGUGGGCCUAUCGUUCCGCAGCAAUUUUCAUUUCGCGCUUGUUGGCCAUUUGCUAAAAGGUUUUCGUCAUCCCACACCCACAACUGUCUCACGUACAUCGCGCGUGCUCACCAUGUUGCUGGGCAUUGUCGCCAAACCGUUGCGUCGUGACAAGUUCGAAGUCACACCGGAUAGCGUUGCCUAUUUGACGGCGUUGGUCGCCGUUUCGGAAGAGGUGCGCUCGCGCUGUCACGUUAAGCAUGCCAUACCGCGUUGGCCCGCCGAUUUGAGCAUAAUGGAAAAUGGCGAAACGGCUUUGAAUGGCAACCAGAAUACUCUCGGCAUGCCGCUUUCGCGUCGCCAAAAGUCGUGGGACAUUCUUGAUCAGUCUGCUUUGCAAUUUGCUCGUCAUCACAAAGGCCCUACACAUCAGGGCGCGAAGGUUUUAUUUAAAACACAACGCUCAUUUUCGGUGCCGACCACCAAAGAACCGAAUAAUUCGAGCGCUAUCGAAGAACGUCAGGAGCGCGGCUCGCGUUCAUCUGUCUCAAAUGAGUCGAAUGUGCUGCUAGAUCCUGAAGUGCUCUCCGAUUUGUCCACCCAGGCAUUGGUGUUGACCGUUUUGGCCACAUUGGUGAAAUAUUCAACGGAUGAGAACGAGACGCGCGUGCUCUAUCAGUACCUAGCCGAGGGUUCGGUGGUUUUCCCCAAGGUUUUUCCAGUUAUUCAUUCUCUGCUGGAUCAGAAGAUCAAUAAUAUACUCUCUGUCUCACAUGAUCAAGUCGUUUUGAAUUCAGUACAAAGUAUCAUACAAAAUAUGCUGGCCAGCGAGGACCCCUCACAGCAGCAGUUACAUUUUCUGCAAAGUUGCGGUUUUGGUGGACUCUGGCGUUUCGCCGGACCCUUUACAAAGUACAACAUGAUGGGCGAAUCAUCUGAGUUAUUCGUUAACUGCUUGGAGGCUAUGGUAGAGACAUGUCUGCCGGGUGAUGAUGCAGUACCGGUGCCACCAUCUCCACGUCCAUACAAUUUAAGUUCGAGCCUGAGCAGUCUGACUUUGGGCUCACCAACAGAUAAAGCAGCAUGAAUAACAACUAGCCAACGUCAACGCGGCAGACGUACAACACUUUUUGAACGGGUAUUUCGUUUUCUAAAUUUUUUCAAAAAAUGUUUUUAAACCAAGAAGAGAUAAAUGGCGAAAAAUUGGAAAAUGACUUCUUAAAACUUUCGAAGCAAGCAAGGUGAAAAGAAAAGCAGUAAGUCGAACGGAAAAGGCUAAAUGCUAAGUGAAAUGAAUGUGAAGACGAAUACUGAAAGUAGAGGUAUGUUAUUAUAAAUGUAAUGAGGAGCGAUGUGAAGCGCUACGCAGGCGCGCCAUGAAUGUGCCAAGCAGUCGAAACAGACACACAUGUAUGUAUGUAUGUAUGUAUGUACAUAUGUAGUUGUACACAAAUGUGUGCAUGAUUGAUAACAAAUUAAAUGUAAGUGCGAAGGAUAUGCCUGUAUAUGAGUAUGUAUCUAUGUAUGUAGUAGGCGUAAGGAUAAAAGGACACCAGCAAACAAAGAAACUGAACAACCAACCACCAGCAUCGAAUUUAGCUGUAAUAUCACAACAAAAGUAAAAGUAAAAGUAAAAGUAAAAACAAAAUAAAAGUAAAACAAAGCAAGUUAAAAAAUAAAAACAAAUACGAAGCCACAACUAAAUUAAUUUUGAAACCAAGUAUGUAUUAUUUUUACUUGUAUCUAUGUACGUGUUGGGUAAACACAAAAAAAAAAAACAAGCAAAAGUAACAAAAAUAUGUGUAUAUUAGCGCAAGUUGUGCGUUCGUAUAUUGCGUGUAUGUUUGUAAAAUUGUUAUGUGUGUAUGUUUGUGCGUUUUUUUUUGCUUAGUAUGCGUUUAAUUUUUGCAUUAUUGUUCAUGCAUUUUUUUUUAAAUCUUUUCUUUUUGUUAUUUAACACUUAAGCUUGCAAAGUUACUAUCAAAUGUGAAAAAAGUUACAAAUGUAAGUUACUAACACACACUAACGAAAUCUUAAGCACCUUUAGUUAUUUAAAAAAAAAAAAUCAAGCGAAUACAAUUUUCCAAUUGGAAGUCGGUUUUGUGAGUUGUGGGAUUCUGAGAUUUUUUUUCAAAUUCAAAAGUUUAAGUUUGUCUUUAUAACCAAGAUCAGUUACAUAUAUCUAGGGAUGCAAUAUCGGUCAUAAAAUCAUCGAUAAUGGAGAUAUAAGCAACAAAAAAAUAUCAGCUGAUCGAAAUAUCGAUACCUUAUGAGUUUAAAAUCAAUGUUGGAGAAUUUUAUUUUAGUUAUGUCUAGGGGUGCAAUAUCGGUCAUAAAAUUAUCGAUAACGGUCAUAUCGAUUUUACCAACAAAAAAUAUCGGCUGAUCGAUAUAUACAUAUAUAAAGCAUGAAUAUCGGUUCAAAAUCAAUGUUGAGAAAAUUUAUUUAAA
Molecule: messenger RNA, 9866 nt
Organism: Rhagoletis zephyria (snowberry fruit fly)
Lineage: Eukaryota; Metazoa; Arthropoda; Insecta; Diptera; Tephritidae
Gene: Nf1
Product: neurofibromin 1
Biological process (GO): regulation of GTPase activity
Source: RefSeq, a predicted model, not a curated record